Messenger RNA from Vanrija pseudolonga, 3194 nucleotides. It is a transcript of the gene srk1, whose product is annotated as Serine/threonine-protein kinase srk1. Gene Ontology annotation, biological process: protein phosphorylation; cellular response to oxidative stress. The coding region runs from base 1288 to 3099 and encodes 603 amino acids. The record is from RefSeq and is a predicted model, not a curated record. Lineage: Eukaryota; Fungi; Basidiomycota; Tremellomycetes; Trichosporonales; Trichosporonaceae. The transcript has 6 exons. Gene Ontology annotation, molecular function: ATP binding; calcium/calmodulin-dependent protein kinase activity.
AUCGCAUCGAGCAACGUUGUAUCUUGACCAUUGCUCUUACCCACCCACUAUCGCUUCAGAAAGAGUUGCCACUCCCACGCCGCGUAUAACAACGGCGACGGACUCACCCCGCGCCUGCCUCAACCCCCCCGCCCUCCAGCCAGAUUGCGUUGCCAGCCAACAACGCCUACAGUACGACUUCGCAAGGCCGGAAACGUCUCGACUCGGCCAUAACACUCACUCCCCUGCACAACAACACCGUCUACGCCCCUCCGCUCACUACUCGUCGACCAUAGCCGGUACUGCUCGUCGCGCGUGCUCGACGCCAUUGUCGUCACUCGAAAACCUGCCCCCAUCGAUACGGCCACAAUCGCCGACAAUUACCCUGCCUUCCUUGGCUUGGGCAAUCUCGCCUCGGCCUCGCUACUCUUGCUGGAUCAUCGCUGCUGCUUUUGCUGCUGCCCCUUAGUCACUCGACGCCUCGUCAACCUUGCUGGGGAUCGCUCGUCCAACUAGGUGCUGCUACUGCAAGACGACGUCUGGCCAGCCAAAAGUCAAUCUGCCCACCCCAAAGCCAAACCCCCCCUAUAAACUGCCGACUUGUCCCAUUUAGAAAUCGUUGCCGUCAUACAGCCAUUCACUUCGUCCUCCUCCUUCCCUCCUCCUCCUUCUCCUCCUUCCCGCUCUAAUAACGACCUGGCACCUCCCACCAUUUCCUCCCUUCCUCCUCCUCCUCCUCCACCACCACCACCUCCACGUGCGAUUCCCUCGUUUGCAUCACUCGAUCAACUUGCAUCCUCCCAAUCCACAACAAACUUGCCUCUACGCUCCCCAAGCAGCAUUGUUCCUUUGUCAGACCUGGGCGAAUCAUUCUCAACCACAGACUCGUCGUCACCCAUAAGCAGCAAGUUCAGCUUCUCGGCGCUUUCAACCUCGCCGUCGUCGCCCACCAACAGGACAUCCGUCACCUCAGCGUCAUCGUCCGCAUCGGCGCCAAAGAGCAGCGUCCCGUCCGCCCUCGCAGGUCGUCGUUCCUCUGCAACUGCAAUUCAUCACUACCACAGUCAAAAGCACGGCGAAAAGACGUCGCUCCAUCAUCAUCACUUUCAGCCCAAACCAGCCGCUCCAGCAAAGCCGCAUACCGCAUCCGUCAACGCAGCACACUUCGCCGCGACUGCAAGCUUAGACAACACCGCCAAGAGCACCACUUCUACUACAGCUACUGGCCGCUCGCCCCGCACCCGCCGCCAAGACUUUAAAGUCGCCAUCAACAAGCUCGAGAACAUCCGCAUCACCGAUCAAGACUCAAUGUUGUCCAGUUUCAAGCAGAUCCUCCGACAUGGCAAGCAGGCCCACGCUGAGCGUGAACGCCGUGCUGCAAAGGAGCAGGCUGCCCCAGAGGCUCAGUCUGCCCCGGCGGCGGCGGCAGCAGCACCACCAGCCCAGGCUUCAACGUCGCAAUCGGCAGCCCAGGCUCCCGCAGUGACCAAGUCUGAGAAGACCGCUGCCGUUCCUCAACAGCCAAACUACCGCGAGGAGGCCGAGAAGAUUGUCGCAGAGGAGAAGGCACAGGGUGACAGGAUGCCGAAGUACGACGGCCUCGACGACUACACGCUCGUUGAGAAGAUGGGCGACGGUGCAUUCUCCAACGUGUACAAGGCGAUCGACAACCGUAACGGCAAGAAGGUCGCUAUCAAGGUCGUGCGCAAGUACGAGUUGCAUUCGACUCAGAAUGGCAACCGGCACCUGAACCAGAACUUUAAGAAGCGUCCCCGUGUGACCGAGCGCGCCAACAUCCUCAAGGAGGUGCAGAUCAUGCGCGGCAUCGACCACGAGAGCAUUGUCAAGCUGCUCGGCUUCUUUGAGAGUGAAGAGCACUACUUCUUGAUCCUCGAGCUGCUCGAAGGUGGCGAGCUUUUCCACCAGAUUGUCAAGCUCACGUACUUCUCCGAGGAGUUGUCUCGUCACGUCAUUCUGCAGGUCGCCGAGGGCAUUCGCUACCUGCACGAGGUGUGCGGCGUUGUUCAUCGUGACAUCAAGCCGGAGAACCUCCUCUUCGAGCGCAUCCCCGUCGUCCCGUCCAAGCACCCGAUCCAUCGCCCGUACGACGAGGAGAAGGAGGAUGAGGGAGAGUUCACCCCGGGCGUCGGCGGUGGUGGUAUUGGCAAGGUCAAGAUUGCCGACUUUGGACUGUCCAAGAUUGUCUGGGACGAGCAGACGAUGACUCCAUGCGGCACCGUGGGAUACACUGCCCCUGAGAUUGUCAAGGACGAGAGAUAUAGCAAGUCUGUGGACAUGUGGGCUCUUGGCUGUGUCCUGUACACCCUGCUGUGUGGCUUCCCUCCAUUCUACGACGAGAGCAUCAACGUCCUCACAGAAAAGGUCGCCCGUGGCUACUACACGUUCCUUAGCCCGUGGUGGGACGACAUUUCGGCGUCGGCAAAGGACCUCAUCACGCAUCUUCUCUGCGUCGACCCGGCUCAGCGCUACACGAUUGACGAGUUCCUCGCCCACCCUUGGAUCAAGCAGGGCCCCCCAGCUCCUGCCGCGACCACCCGCCCCCCUCCCAUUGCCGGACAGGCGCCCGUCGACUCGCCACUCAUUGCGUCUAUACGCGCGGGCAACCGCGAGGGCAGGUCGCCUGGUGUUGGCCAGCUCAAGGAGGCGUUUGACAUCACGUACGCCGUCCAUCGCAUGGAGGAGGAGGGAGCGAGGCGACGAGCCCACAAUGCUUCGGGCGGCGGAUUCCUCAAUGCGCUCAACGAGGACGACGAGGAGGAAGACGCCCAGGUGCAGCUCGAAGAGGCCAAGAGACGGCACGGCGAGGCUGUUGCGCGCCAGAUCGACGAGCACCGCGCCAGGGCGGCCGCAAACGCUGCGGCGGGCGUCAAGGACCCCGUUGUCACCCACUAUGUGGGCCGUGGUGGCGCCAACCGGCGCGAGGCCGAAUCAGUGUUGUACGAUGGCCGUGCGGGAACGCGCGACCGGGGACGAGGCGCGAAGAAUGUGUUUGAGCUCGACAUCAACAACGCCACGCUUCUGAGCCGCCGGCAAAAGAAGCCCGGAGCAGCGUUCCCGCCUGCAUUGGUGCUGCCUACGGCGACUACGGUGCGGUCGUAGCGAUGGCGCGAUGUCGAGCGCGAUUGAACAAUGAUACGUUUGGUAGCCGCAGAUAGUCAUUUGUGUUAUCAGUAUGCAGUUGGCAGUUGUGUAAA